AUGCAUAUAGUGUGUGAGGACCACAUGGUGCAGGCUCUGCAUAAAUCACUGGCCAAAAGCAUCCCAGAAUCCCUGAAGGUAUAUGGCUCCAUUUUCCACAUCAUUCAUGGAAACCCCUUCAACUUGGAAGUGCUGGUGGACUCCUGGCCAGACUAUCAGACCGUAAUUUCCCGGCCUAAGAAACAGGAAAUGGUUGACAGAUUGGAUCAAUACAUAAACACUUAUCAUAUCUUCACCAAGGACCUUGAGAAAUGCCAGGAAUUUCUAGAAUCUACAGGGGUCAUUGACUGGAACCAAGUUAUUCAAAUUCAAGGUUGCCAGGAGGGCUUAGAUAAAACCCUAAGAAAGAUUGCAGCUUCCAAGUCCCUUCAGGUGGAACAUAUCAGCAAUGUUCUCUUUGUAAAAGAAGAAAUUCUACAACCUGAGACAACUGAAGGCAAGUUGGUGACGAGCAUGCCAGAUACAAAGGGCUUUGAGAGAAAUCUGGAGUUCAAGCUUGCCUCCCUGAAUGCAUCCCAUGCAAAGCUCGUCAACGAUAACUGGGAGAUGGGUCUCAAUGAGAAGAGCCUGAAUUAUGUAACACGUUGCAUCCAGAGCUUGCCAACAUUUUGCCUGCUGAGCUCUGAGGGGAAUCCCAUCAGUUGGAUAGUCGUGGAUCAGACGGGGGAAUUGAGAAUGGCCUAUACCCUGGCCAAAUACCAAGCACAAGGCAUAGGGACUUACUUGGGAGAAUAUGCUAUAAGGUAUCUUAAAAAAGAAAAUAUCCCAUUUUUCUUUCACAUAGCAGAAAAGAGGAAACACCUCUUUGGAAUUGUGACCCGGUAUGGUUUCCAUUCUUAUCAUCGUGCAUGGAACCAAUGGAAGUUAACCCCCCAAUGAAAAGCCAACCCAGCUUCUAGCACAGAUCCUGGCACA
This is a messenger RNA of Dromiciops gliroides (monito del monte), 915 nucleotides long. RefSeq names its product glycine N-acyltransferase-like protein 2. Lineage: Eukaryota; Metazoa; Chordata; Mammalia; Microbiotheria; Microbiotheriidae. The transcript has 5 exons. Gene Ontology annotation, molecular function: glycine N-acyltransferase activity. The record is from RefSeq and is a predicted model, not a curated record. Bases 1 to 879 code for a protein of 292 amino acids. Gene Ontology annotation, cellular component: mitochondrion.